GUGGUUCGCUUCGCUAGUCUUUGAUUCCGUGUCGAUUGGAUGUUUUAUGUUUUCGUUAGUUGAAAAAAAAAUUGAGGGGCAGACUUGAUGGUUUUAAAUGUUGCUUUCGAUAGCGUUUUAAAUUAACAAUAAAAUCGAAAAUGGCCUACCACUACGUCGUGACGGCACACAAGCCGACGGCGGUGACGGCAUGCGUUACCGGCAAUUUCACCUCUUCCACGGAUUUAAAUUUGAUCGUUGCGAAAAACAAUCGUCUGGAUAUCCAUCUCGUUACGCCCGAAGGUCUGCGGGCCAUCAAAGAAAUCGGACUCUACGGUAAGGUAGCAGUCAUGAAAUUGUUCCGGCCCCAGCACGAGAAGAAGGACCUGUUGUUUAUCGUGACCUAUCGCUACAACGCGAUGAUUUUAGAAUGCGUCAGCGACGGGGACAAUUUAGAUAUAAUAACGAAAGCGCACGGCAACGUUUCGGAUCGAAUAGGAAAGCCUUCGGAAACCGGAAUACUUGCAGUUAUCGACCCCAAAGCGAGACUGAUCGGGCUCAGAUUAUAUGAUGGUUUAUUUAAAGUGAUCCCUUUGGAGAAGGACAAUUAUGAACUCAAGGCGACCAAUGUGCGGAUGGACGAGCUCCAAGUGUAUGACGUCGAGUUCCUGCACGGUUGCGUGAACCCGACUCUUAUACUGAUUCACCAGGACGUCAAUGGGCGCCAUGUCAAAACCCACGAAAUAUCAUUAAGGGAGAAAGAGUUUGUUAAAACUCCCUGGCGUCAGGACAAUGUCGAAUCUGAAGCUUCCAUUAUUAUCCCCGUACCUUCUCCACUCGGGGGCGCUAUCAUUAUCGGACAGGAGAAUAUUUUGUACCACGACGGCAUAACCUCUGUGGCUGUGGCACCAGCUGUUAUCAAGCAAAGCACCAUUACAUGUUAUGCGAGAGUAGACCCCAGUGGGCUCAGGUACUUGCUGGGGGACAUGGCGGGCCACUUGUUCAUGUUGUUUAUCGAAACGGAAAGUCGCGGGGGCGACGGACAGGAAAUCGUCAAAGAUUUGAAAGUGGAAAUGUUGGGCGAGAUUGCGAUCCCCGAAUGCAUAACGUACCUCGACAACGGGGUGCUUUUCAUUGGGUCAAAACUGGGCGAUUCUCAGCUGAUCAAGUUAAAUACCAAAGCAGACGAGAACGGUUCUUACGUGACUUUAAUGGAGACAUUUACCAAUCUGGCACCGAUUUUGGACAUGUGCAUAGUGGAUCUUGAGAGACAGGGCCAGGGGCAGUUGGUUACAUGUUCAGGCGCGUUUAAAGAAGGGUCAUUGAGGAUCAUACGAAACGGGAUCGGAAUUCAAGAGCAGGCGUCCAUUGAUCUAACUGGUAUCAAGGGCAUGUGGGCCCUGCAAGCUUCGGGCGGCAAGUUGGACGACACUUUGGUGCUGUCUUUUGUGGGUCAGACUCGUAUACUCAGCCUGAAUGGAGAAGAAGUGGAGGAGACUGACAUAGCAGGCUUCGCGUCCGAUCAGCAGACGUUCUUCUGCGGCAACGUUGCUCACGAACAACUGAUCCAGGUCACUCCCGUGUCCGCCCGUCUCGUCUCGAUCCAGAACAAGACCCUGCUGGCCGAGUGGAAACCGCCCACCGAGAAAAACAUCAUCGUGGUGGCCUGCAACAAGAGCCAGCUAGUCGUGUCGACGGGCAACACCCUAUACUACCUGGAGAUCCACGAGAACGAGCUGAUUCUUAAGAGCAACGCGACCCUCGACGUGGAGGUGUCCUGCCUGGACGUCAGUCCGUUGGACGAAAACGCCUCGUCGUCGGACAUCGUGGCCGUCGGCCUCUGGACCGACAUAUCGGCCAGGAUACUGCGCUUGCCGGACUUGUCCGAGGCGACCAAAGAGUCGCUGGGCGGCGACAUUAUGCCCAGAUCGAUAUUAAUGGCGAACUUCGAAGGACACGAUUACCUACUAUGCGCCCUCGGCGACGGCUCCAUGUACUACUUCUCGUUGAACAAGGAUUCCGGAAAGCUGCUCGACAAGAAGAAGGUGACGCUGGGCACGCAACCGACCAUACUGCGCACGUUCCGCUCGCUGAGCACCACAAACGUGUUCGCGUGCUCCGAUAGGCCUACAGUAAUUUACUCGUCCAAUCAUAAGCUGGUGUUUUCGAACGUGAACAUGCGCGAGGUCAAUCAGAUGUGCUCGUUGAACGCGGAAGCGUAUCCCGACAGUCUGGCGUUGGCGACCGCCAAUUCCGUCACUAUCGGGACGAUCGACGAGAUCCAGAAACUCCACAUCAGGACGAUUCCGUUGCAGGAAUCGCCCAGGCGGAUCGCCUACCAGGAACAGACCCAGGUGUUCGGCGUCAUCACGUCGAGGAUCGAUAUCCAGGACGCGACGGGAUUGAACCCGGCCAGGCCGAGCGCGUCGACGAUGACGCAAGCCGUCACUGUGUCCAGCAGCGUCGCUUCGCUGGCCAAGUCGGGCGGCAGUAACGCGAACGCGGGUACGGCCGGCGGAGCGGUACCAGAAUACGGCCAGGAGGUGGAGGUAUACAAUUUACUCGUCAUCGAUCAAAACACGUUCGAAGUGUUGGCCGCGCACCAAUUCAUGCAGCAGGAGUAUGCGAUGUCGCUGAUAUCGUGCCAGUUGGGUAGCGAUUCCAAUACUUAUUUCGUCGUCGGUACCGCCGCGGUCAACCCUGAGGAGUCCGAGCCGAAACAGGGCCGCAUCCUAGUCUUCCAAUGGAACGACAACAAGCUAAGCCAAAUUUCCGAAAAGGAGAUCAAGGGCGCGUGCUAUUCGCUCUCGGAGUUCGGCGGCAAGCUGCUCGCAAGCAUCAACAGCACCGUCAGACUGUUCGAGUGGACCAGUGAACAAGAACUGAGACUCGAGUGUUCCCAUUUCAACAACAUCGUAUCGUUGUACCUGAAGACGAAGGGCGACUUCAUCCUGGUCGGUGACCUGAUGCGCAGCAUGACCCUCUUGCAGUACAAAACGAUGGAGGGCAGUUUCGAGGAAAUCGCGCGCGACUUCAACCCCAAUUGGAUGACCGCAGUGGAGUUUCUCGACGACGAUGUGUUCUUGGGGGCGGAGAACUGUUUCAACAUGUUUGUGUGUCAGAAGGAUAGCGCCGCCGCGACCGACGAGGAACGGUCGCAGAUGAUGGAGGUGGGGCACAUCCACAUCGGCGACAUGAUCAACGUCUUUCGGCACGGCUCCUUGGUCAUGCAGAAUAUCGGCGAAACGUCUACGCCGACGAGGGGCUGCGUACUUUUCGGUACAGUGGGAGGGGCCAUCGGGUUGGUCACACAAAUCGCGCCGGAAUUUUAUGAAUUCCUCAUCGAGCUUCAGAAAGAACUGUCCAUAACGAUCAAGUCGGUGGGUCGGAUCGAGCACUCGUUCUGGAGGGCGUUCCACACAGAUAUCAAGACUGAGAACAGCGAGGGUUUCGUGGACGGCGACCUCAUCGAAAGUUUCCUCGACUUGUCGCCGGACAAGAUGAAAGAGGUGGCCGACAAUUCGCAAGUGACCGUCGAACACCUAGUCAAAACUGUCGAGGAUUUAACGAGGAUACAUUAGGCUCGUAAGUUGGCCGCAAGAUGUUUUUUUUUUGUAAACUUGCGUUUGUUUGGAUGUAAGUCGUUGUACAUAAUACUAACCGUAAUAAAUAGUGAAUACACACGAAAGUGUUUUGGUUAGUUA
Molecule: messenger RNA, 3683 nt
Organism: Cylas formicarius (sweet potato weevil)
Lineage: Eukaryota; Metazoa; Arthropoda; Insecta; Coleoptera; Brentidae
Gene: pic
Product: DNA damage-binding protein 1
Exons: 3
Coding region: 141-3560 (1139 amino acids)
Biological process (GO): DNA repair; proteasome-mediated ubiquitin-dependent protein catabolic process
Cellular component (GO): nucleus; site of double-strand break
Molecular function (GO): protein binding; nucleic acid binding
Source: RefSeq, a predicted model, not a curated record